AUGUCACAUUGUUUUGAACGGAGUGCUCCAGCUACUACUACAACAAAAGACAAUAGUACUACCUCUUGGCAUCCCGAUUCACUUUCUAUUCAUACAAUUUCUGAUAAACGUUGUUCUGCAGAGUCAUUAUUUUCAACUCUUACUGUUGAUCAAUUAAAUACUUUAACAAAUUCUGGAAAUAUUUUUAGUUCAUUAACUUCAUCCUUAAACCAAUCACCUCAGUCGUCUGUUACGUCUUCAAUUUAUUCUCCAGACACAACAUUAAAAAAACAAAAUAAUAUGCUGGACGUUGAAACACCUAAUCAUUCUUUAAUGGAAGGUAUCACUGCGUCAGCAAAAGCUGCUUCACAAACAGCAAAUCUUUUUAAAAAUGAAAUUAAUGAAAAAGAAGUUUCUGAAAAUGAUAUCAUUGAUCUCGAAAAAAGUAAACAAAUGCAGUCAGAUUUUAUGGCUAAAAUUAGUAAUUCAUUUAAUUUUUCCUCAAAUCAAGAUAUUGAGAAAAAUAAUGAUGUUGAGUCAAUGGAGAUAGAUGAUCAAGAAGCAGCAAAUCUUUUAUUAAAUUUUUCUAAUUCAAAUUCUAAUCAGCAACAGCAGCAGACAAAUGCCUCUUCUUCUCAUUCUAAUGGAUCAUAUGUUACGGCUCCUGGAUUGAAUCCCCCUACUUCUACUUCUUUAAGUAGUGGUAUUAAUGGAACUGGGACAUUUGUUUGUUCAAUUUGUGGUUUUUCUUGUAAUUCAAAAUUUCAUCAUAAUAGUCAUAUGAAUACUCAUAGUACUCAUCAAUGUCAAAAUGCCUGUGGUUAUAAUACAAGAACACUUGGUAGAUUAAAAAAACAUAUGUUAUCAUGUCAUUCUACAGAAAAUCGUAAUUCUUCUGAUAUUACAUCAAAUGAUACAUCUAAUAUAAAUUCUAAUAUGGAAACUAGUAGUGAUUUAGCUGCAGAUGUUAAAUCUCUUGUUGAUAGUGUUAAUAAAGUUAAAGAAGAAUUAUUAUUAGAUUCAUCUCAAUCAUCAGCUCUUGAUCAAAUUAAAGCACUAACAGAAAAAUCAACACAUAUUCCAGUUGUUUCGAUAAAUUCUGGUGAUUUAACAGCUGCAUUAAAUUCUCUAACAUCAGUAACAUCAAAUGAUGAUGGGCUAUCUUCUUCAUUUCUUGAUGCUACAUCUUCAUCAGAUUCUCCACCAACAGAGCAAAGACGAUCAUCUGGAAAACCAAAAAAUUAUAAAUGCAAACAAUGUAAUCAUGUCAGUACAUCAAAAGAUGAACAAUGGGCUCAUGCAAGAACUCACAUUCCACCUGAAAAACAAUUAGUCUGUCCAAAAUGUGACUUUGUUACAGAAUAUAAACAUCAUCUUGAGUAUCAUAUCAGAAAUCAUUUUGGUUCAAAACCAUUUCAAUGCAACAAAUGUUCUUACUCAUGUGUUAAUAAAUCUAUGCUUAAUAGUCAUAUGAAAUCUCAUACAAAUGUUUAUCAAUUUAGAUGUCGUGACUGUACUUAUGCUACCAAAUAUUGUCAUUCUUUAAAAUUACAUCUUCGAAAGUAUAAUCAUAAACGUGUUCCAGACAAUAAUGGUAAUGAUGAUCCAGAAAAUUUUGGUGAUUCACCUAAUGGUAGUACAAAUGAUGUAUCACGAUCAUUAUCAGAAUCAUAUGCUGCUCUUGCUGAUAGUGCAUUAUCAGCGGCAAAUGUUAUGAAUAACAACAACACUAUUUCUACCUCUUUAGCUAAUAGUUUUAUGUUACCACAAAUAAUGAAUACAUCUAAUUCACAAUUAUUAUUUAAUCAACAAAAUUUAGAUAUGAAUGCUUUGUUAAGAUUAAAUUCUCUUAAUAAUCAAAUUCAACAAGCCAAUUCUGUACAAGGAAUGUUAGAUGCCAAUAUGCCAUGCAAACUAUGUGAUUAUAUUCCUUUUUCUAAAGAAGAUGCUGUAAAACAUAAUAUUCAACAUUUUCUAUCAAAUCAACAAUCAUCUAAGCCAUCUUUUAAUUUAAAUUCUCUUUCUAAUAAUCAAUUGGGUCAAAAUAAUUUCUCACUAAAAGUUGAAAUGCCUCCAUUACCACCAUUGAAACGAUUACAACGUAGUGGUAGUGAAGGAGAUGAUGAACAUAUGACAAAUUCACCAGAUGUUGAUUCAGCUUCAGGUGAAUCAAAUGUAUCACCAUUACUCUCAGGAAAAAUGUCAGGAGAUGAAACUAAUGAAAGUGUUAGUAGUUCUCGUGAUGGAAUAGCUGGUAUUAAAAGGAGAAAAGGUAUGAAAUUAGAUGAAAUUUCUCAAAGACUUCAAGGCAAAUCAUCACCAGAAAUAGAAGGUAAUUCAAGUGGUGGAGAAGAUAAUUGGUCAACAAGUACACCAGGUUCUAAGAAAGAUCUUAAUAUUUCUACUAAAGAUGAUAUUGAUAAUAAUUCUUCUCAAAUUAUUCACCAACCAAUUCCUCAAAUGGGAAAUAUUUCUCUUUCUAAUCCUAUGGCAACAAGAGAACCUGCAAACAUUAAUUUACUACAUAAUGGAUUAUUAGCACAUUUGACAAAUCUUCAGGAACAAAAUAAACUUGGUUCAUCAGAUGAUCAAUUUAAGUUUAUAUGUACACAUUGUAAAAUGGGUUUUGCUGAUCAAGCACUUUAUCAUAUUCAUUGUGGAUACCAUGGUUAUGAAAAUCCAUUUAAAUGUAAUCGUUGUGGUCAUUCGUCAAACGAUGCUUUAACAUUCAAUCUCCAUUUAUUACAAGGAAAACAUGAUUAG
Strongyloides ratti is the source of this 2742-nucleotide messenger RNA. Its product is annotated as Zinc finger protein 513. Gene Ontology annotation, biological process: regulation of transcription by RNA polymerase II. Gene Ontology annotation, molecular function: RNA polymerase II transcription regulatory region sequence-specific DNA binding; DNA-binding transcription factor activity, RNA polymerase II-specific. The transcript has 2 exons. Gene Ontology annotation, cellular component: nucleus. The coding region runs from base 1 to 2742 and encodes 913 amino acids. NCBI's taxonomy places the organism in Eukaryota, Metazoa, Nematoda, Chromadorea, Rhabditida, Strongyloididae. The record is from RefSeq and is a predicted model, not a curated record.